GAUACGAUCAGGUAUGAACCGCUUCCGCAGUUCUAGAUACGCCCAUGCACCAUUCUCGCCGUGCUUCUGGUAUGCUUCUUGAAUCAGUCGCUUGGCCUUGUCUGCUGUCUGCAGGGCGAGGAAGCCGAACAGCCAUCGGAGGUUCUUGGCGUUGGAGCUCUCCUGCUCAAUCAGCAUUGGCUGUCCCUGCUGGUUCACCACGGGCUGAUUAUUGCCAUCCGUCUGUGGCAUUGCUAUCUUCAUCGGCGGGACAUCCUCAUCUUUAGUAGGUAGAUGGACUUUCACAUCCAUCUCUCUUGCUGCUAAGUAGGCCCUGAGAGUAAAGUCCCAUUCGCGCCACUUGAUGUCGUUCUCGCCACUCCUGCCGGUAAAGAUGGGGAAGGUGGCUUUUGUCUCGAGAUUGAGUGUCAU
Molecule: messenger RNA, 411 nt
Organism: Vitrella brassicaformis
Lineage: Eukaryota; Vitrellaceae
Source: the annotation of a GenBank genome assembly